AACAAAAAUAAACACAAUCAGAUUUGCGAAUAUCUAAGAAAACAAAAACAUCAUCUAAAAUCUAGCAUCUCUUAAUUCUCUUUGUUGUUAAUUUCUUUAGAUAUUCUAGAUAGAUAUACAUCUAGAUCUAGAGGAAAAUGUACUUUCAUUUCUUCUUAGCCAUUCUAUCAGUUACAACAGUUUUGUCUAAUCCUACAGGGUCCCAAUGUAAAUUCACCCAAGAAGCUCUGGAAAAAGACUUGCUGUCAUGUGUUGCACACGACCCAAAGCUUAUGCUGGAAAUCAUUGAGCACCUGAAAAAUCCAGAGUCAAUGUUGAAUGCUGAUUUCAUUUGCAACAACCAGAAAGAUCUAGUUGAUGUACUUAUCUGUAUGGAGAACAAGUUGAUAACAUGUCUGCCAAAUGGAGAAUUUAUUUCGGGUAUGCUUCCAUCAAAGCAGAAAUGGCUUGAAGGAUUGAAAUUUGUUUGUGACCAUAGAACAGAUCUAAUUGAGAACCAGUGUAUGCAGAGCACCACUCAGCAAUUCUUGCAAUGCUAUUUUGGCAAGCUUCAAGGUCUGAGUCAAAUAGCAGCAGGAGGAUUGACCAGAGAUAGUCUACAGAAUGCUCUUUGCAGCAUUGUGAAGAUGGAAGAGUCCUGCAUUCAGUCUUUCCACGGAACUUGCAACCAACAGGUUGUCAGCUUGAUGUUCCAGGCACUGGAGAUUUUUUUCCCUAUGGACAAGUGCCCAGCUGAUAACUUAAACUCGCAAAAUCCACUCUUCAACAGCAUACUGGUUCAUGGGCAGCCACUCCAGUUUAUGCCCCAAGGGGAAAUAAAGUACAACAUUGUUCCAAAUUAAAAAAAAACAACAACUCAUCAUGCAAGUUUGUCCAUUGUUAACUAUUAAAUGCACCUGUGUUAAAUAUAUGUUUUAAUAAUAGAUCUAAUUGAAAUCACUCAUCUAUAGUAUGUACUGGUUAUUUCAUGUCAAAUUUUUCCAGCCAUGAUUUAAGUGGUUUAUUUUAUUAAACAAUGUUAAUCACAAAGGUUUAUGUAAGUGUUUUGUGGCUCAUGCACUGAACACAUAUAAAUGACAUCUAGAUACAUUGUAAACUGAAGCUUAUGAAAGGCAAUACGAAACAGACAUAACAAUUUUGUUUUUGAACCAGUGCCUUUUUUUUUUUACUAUAUGAUUUUCCACACAUUUCUCUGUAGAAGGCUUUUGGUUGUUGUUGUUUUUUUUUCCAUUUGGGCCUAAGAAAUGUGGUCCAAUUGCUAGUUAUAUGUAAGUUAUUAUUUGUAUCUCACAUUUUAUGUGCAUUUGUUUUAUGUUCUAAGCACUUUGUGUCCAACAAUGAGGUAAUGUAAAUUUUCUAAGCUGAUCCUUUUCUCUCCACAUCAGUAAAUAUUGUUUUGUUAAACUAUUAUGCAUAUCUUUUUUUUUAAAUUCCUUUAUUUCCAAUUUACUUGACAUUGUGAAAAAAAAGAGGGGAGGGACCUCACACCUUCUAAUGAUAUUUCCUCUCUCUGGCCACUACUUUGAUCAUUUUAAACUGUUUAUCCUGCCUAGUAAAAUCAACACCCUGUGGGACAAACCAGCAGUAAAGAUCUUGCUAGACGAAGCAACUGCCUAACAUAUUUUAUAAACAUUGCAAGUUAUUCAACUCUGCCAUUGUGAACAAAUACCAGAUAACAUCAACAUAUUUCUCAUGGAAAUUGUGAUAUUUAAUUUCAACUUCACAGCAACUAUAAAUGUCGAUUCCUAUAAAAAAUGAAACUCAUCUUUCAAUGCUAUAUUGAUGUAGCUGUGGCUGUGCCAAAAAAAUAGUCCACAGCUCCAUUCUACUUUAAACUGUGUAUCAAAGAUAUGUAACAUUAAUCUCAUUAAGAUCUGAAGAAUACCAUCCUAAUUUUUAAGUAACUUUUUAUACACAUAUAUGACAAAUAUAAUUUUAUUUGAAAAUAUUCUAGUUUUCUGAAAAUAUCUUCAGUUGAUAACAAAAUCUCAGUUGUAAGCAUAAGCUGAUUAAUACUGAUACAGAUUGAUUACCACUGAACAGUAUGAGAGAGUUUCUCAUAGUUUUUCAAGUAGAAAUAUAUUCAUUCCAGGCUUUACUCUACAGACAUCCCUCUGUGACACUAAAAAUAGACUUCUCAAAUUCUUUGAGGUUAUUUCCUCAGUAAAAAAAAUGUGUGUGCAACAUUUAGCGUAAUAGUAUAGUCAUUCAAGUUUUAUUACAAUUAAAGAUCAAUGAGGAAUGCAGUAUUUUCCAUGGCUGCAACCUACAUAUUUUGUCAUAUUCAGCUCAUAUUUAAAGCUUUUGAUAACCUCCCAUCCCUUAAAAGCCACAUUCUAUUUCCAAAAAAGCUAAGGUUUCAAAGUUAUUACUUGAAUGUCUGUAUGUAGUAGUAAUGUUUCUACAUCUUUGUAAAUCUGUUUUUACCUGCUUUCUUCAAAACAUUUUCUUUUUUGUGAUAUUUUGUAAUGAAUUCAAAUAGGACCUGUGGGUACUUAAAGUUUACAAUGAAAUUUUUAAAAUCAAGAACAAUUUAACAAAUGGUUACAUUUAUUUAUUAAAAGAAACUUAUUUCCAAUUAAA
This is a messenger RNA of Biomphalaria glabrata, 2583 nucleotides long. RefSeq lists its product as uncharacterized. Lineage: Eukaryota; Metazoa; Mollusca; Gastropoda; Planorbidae. The transcript is spliced from 6 exons. The record is from RefSeq and is a predicted model, not a curated record. Bases 138 to 842 code for a protein of 234 amino acids.